Messenger RNA from Alnus glutinosa, 3366 nucleotides. Its product is annotated as putative GTP diphosphokinase RSH1, chloroplastic. The record is from RefSeq and is a predicted model, not a curated record. Bases 307 to 2940 code for a protein of 877 amino acids. The transcript is spliced from 24 exons. Lineage: Eukaryota; Viridiplantae; Streptophyta; Magnoliopsida; Fagales; Betulaceae. Gene Ontology annotation, biological process: guanosine tetraphosphate metabolic process.
UUGUGUGGCGUUGGCUCAGCUCCAUAUCUCUCUCUCUCUCUCUCUCUCUCUCUCUCUCUCUAAAUUAUCUUUUCGCCUCCUUCGUUUCAAUCCCUCGCUUAUUUGUCCGAAACCGAACGUUUGGCCUCCACACGAAACGCUUUUCUGAUUCUCCUAAGCUCAGCUCACGGAAACUCCAAGUAAUGAGCUUUUGAUUGUGUCCCGCUUUGGUUUUGGUGAAUUCUUGGUGAGCUAUUCUGGGGUGUGUGUUUUGUGGGUUGUUUAAUGCUGAGCUCGAUUCAAUGAGAUUGCUCUGUUCCCUUACAAAUGGCCUCUGCUUCUUCCUUUCCAGUUUCGUUAGAACGCGUAAACGCGUGUAAAUCAUCAAAGUGGGAUGGGAGUGGAAGAUAUGAUUGUAGUGUUCUAUCGUGUGCGUGGAAGGCGCCGAGAGCCUUGACCGGUUUCCUUGCGUGCACAGCUCACCCACCUCAGUGCUCCUCGUCAUCUUACGGGCGAAAUGGAAGAAGAAACCGGAGUAAUUCUAGAUGUGAUGCCUUUAAUGAUAGAGGUUGGUAUUCAAGUGAAGCUUCAGACUUUUUUCUUCUUGGAAGACUCUUUAAACCAAGAUUGCUUCAUGUUGUUGGUAAGAGAUGUCACAGGUGCUGUUCUUCUUCCUUCUCUUCGGAUGCCUUCAAUGAGGUUUCUCCUGAAAGGUUGUGGGAGGAUCUUAAGCCCAGUAUUUCAUACCUUUCAUCUAAAGAGCUUGAAUUCGUCCGGAAGGCUCUUCAGCUGGCUUUUGAGGCUCAUGAUGGCCAAAAGAGACGCAGUGGAGAGCCGUUCAUUAUUCAUCCAGUUGAAGUUGCUCGUAUACUAGGAGAACUUGAAUUGGAUUGGGAGUCCAUUGCUGCUGGAUUACUACAUGACACGGUUGAGGAUACAAAUGUUGUUACUUUUGAAAGAUUAGAGGAGGAGUUUGGUGCUACCGUGCGCCGCAUAGUAGAAGGAGAGACUAAGGUAUCUAAACUGGGAAAACUGAAGUGUAAAAAUGAAAAUGAUUCAGUACAAGAUGUAAAAGCUGAUGACCUACGUCAGAUGUUUCUUGCCAUGACAGAGGAGGUCCGUGUUAUCAUUGUUAAACUAGCUGAUAGAUUACAUAACAUGCGAACUCUUUCUUACAUGCCUCCACAUAAGCAGUCCAGCAUAGCAAUGGAGACUUUGCAGGUCUUUGCUCCUCUGGCGAAGUUGCUUGGGAUGUACCAAAUCAAGUCAGAACUUGAAAAUCUAUCCUUCAUGUACACAAAUGCUGAAGAUUAUGCUAAAGUCAAGAGAAGAAUUGCAGACCUCUAUAAAGAACAUGAGAAAGAACUUGUGGAGGCAAACAAAAUUUUGAUGAAGAAGAUUGAGGAUGAUCAGUUUCUAGACCUUAUGACAGUGAAAACUGAAGUUCGCUCUGUAUGUAAGGAGCCAUACAGUAUAUAUAAAUCUUUCCUCAAAUCUAAAGGCUCUAUCAAUGAGCUUAAUCAAAUUGCACAGCUUCGUAUUAUCAUUAAACCAAAGGCAAACAUUGGAGUUGGGCCAUUAUGCAAUCCACAGCAGAUUUGCUACCAUGUUCUUGGGUUGGUCCAUGGAAUCUGGACCCCUGUUCCCCGAGCUGUCAAAGACUACAUAGCAACCCCAAAACCUAAUGGCUAUCAGAGUCUGCACACAACCAUGAUUCCCUUUCUGUAUGAGAGCAUGUUUAGGCUAGAAGUUCAGAUAAGAACUGAAGAGAUGGACCUUAUAGCUGAGAGAGGCAUUGCUGCUCAUUAUACUGGGAAAGUAUUUUUUAGUGAUUUAGUUGGACAUGCAAUGCCUAAUGGUAGAAGUUCAAGAGGAAAGACUGUCUGUCUCAACAAUGCAAACAUUGCUCUCAGGGUUGGCUGGCUCAAUGCAAUCAGAGAAUGGCAAGAGGAGUUUGUUGGCAACAUGAGUUCUAGGGAAUUUGUUGACACUAUCACCAGAGAUCUGUUAGGUAGCCGUGUCUUUGUGUUUACGCCAAGGGGAGAGAUUAAGAACCUGCCUAAGGGGGCAACGAUUAUUGACUACGCAUAUAUGAUACACACUGAAAUUGGCAACAAGAUGGUGGCUGCAAAGGUCAACGGUAAUCUUGUUUCUCCUAUGCAUGUUCUUGCAAAUGCGGAAGUUGUGGAGAUAAUCACCUAUAAUGCACUCUCGAGCAAAUCAGCUUUCCAGAGGCAUAAGCAAUGGGUGCAGCAUGCUAAAACGCGUAGUGCCAGACACAAAAUUAUCAAAUUUCUGAGGGAGCAAGCUGCACUAUCUGCUGCUGAAAUAACUGCAGAUACAGUAACGGACUUCGUUGCUGAUUCUGAAGAGGAGAGGGAGGCAGAAGAGCUCCCAGAUCCUUCCAAGGGGAGCAAACCUAUGUGGGAGAAAAUCCUUAUGGAUGCUGUGGAUAUAUCAUCCCCACGAAGAAAAAAUGGAAGCAUUUGGGCCCCCAAGGUUAAUGGAAAACAUAGUAAGCAUGUGCAGCAUGUAAGUUUGAAGGUCAAAGGGGAGUUAUUAUCAGAGGGAAAUGGUGUUGCCAAGAUCAUGCAAGCUAACAUUCCACUGUACAAAGAAGUCUUGCCUGGUUUGGGAAGUUGGCAAGCCAGCAAGAUUGCCUCUUGGCACAGUCUUGAAGGGCACUCCAUCCAAUGGUUUUGUGUGGUGUGCAUAGAUCGAAGAGGCAUGAUGGCUCAGGUCACAACAGCAUUGGCAGCUGCAGGCAUUGCUAUAUGUUCUUGCGUGGCUGAGAUUGAUGGAGGAAGGGGAAUGGCUGUCAUGUUAUUUCACGUUGACGGAAACGUGGACUGUCUGGUUAAUGCUUGCUCAAGCAUAGAUCUAAUCCUCGGUGUUUUGGGAUGGUCUACUGGUUGCAGCUGGCCUAGCUCAAUUGAGACCCAUCAAUUUCUUGAAUGCUAAAUGAUAAGCCGAGCCAAUGAGCCCAAGAAGUUUACCCAGCAACACCUGGGUGUGAAGUUUUGUCCUCAGAAAAAAUCUGAUUCGGGUGUGUCAUAUCUUAGUUUUUGAGUAUAUAGUUCCUUAGUUGUCAUCUAUUGGUUGGAUAUUACUUCACAAAUAAACCUGCAGCAGCCAAAGAGCUUAGUCUGUGGAUUGAGGGCACUGUAUAUAGAAACAAAGAGUGAUAGAGUAAGAGGAGGUAUACACUAUAAAGAUUUUGAGACGACAGUACAGAAAAACCAUUAUAGGAAGGGUUGUGAGAAUCUCUUGCUAUAUAAAUUUUUUCCCUUGAUAUACACUAUGACUCUAUUAUCUUCUCCCCCCUUGUGUAUUUUCUUACAAUUUUUUCUUGAUGCAUUAUUGGAAGUAGAUGCUUUAUUUUUCUCA